Molecule: messenger RNA, 2719 nt
Organism: Fragaria vesca subsp. vesca
Lineage: Eukaryota; Viridiplantae; Streptophyta; Magnoliopsida; Rosales; Rosaceae
Product: isoamylase 1, chloroplastic-like
Exons: 18
Coding region: 1-2385 (794 amino acids)
Biological process (GO): carbohydrate metabolic process
Molecular function (GO): hydrolase activity, hydrolyzing O-glycosyl compounds
Source: RefSeq, a predicted model, not a curated record
AUGGAGCAGCUAGCCACUUGGGCCAGUCCUCCCAAGCUCUACUCUCCCCACCACCACAACCGCUUUGCUUCCAAUGCAAGGCUCCCCGGCCCCAAUCGUCUCAACCGCCCGAUGCUAGGGUUUCGGAGACACGCUCCUCCGGUGAAGGCGAACGACGGAGGAGGGGCGGGGACGACGGCUGAGGCGGUGGAGACCGCGGUGGUCGAGAGGAGUCCGAAACUGCGUCGUUUUCAGGUCUCCGAUGGUCGUCCGAAUCCCUUUGGCGCCACGCCGUGCGACGGUGGCGUCAAUUUCGCCGUCUACGCCGGAAAUGCGGUUUCCGCUACUGUCUGUUUGAUCACUCCCGCCGAUUUAGAGCAGGAUAAAGUGACUGAGCAGAUCCCUCUUGAUCCUUUGAACAAUAAGACUGGUGAUGUGUGGCAUGUUUUUCUAACUGGAGAUGUCAAAGAUAUCCUCUACGGAUAUAAAUUCGAUGGCAAGUUUUCUCCGGAGGAGGGGCAUUACUAUGAUCCUUCGAAGAUUGUAAUGGAUCCUUAUGCAAAGGCAGUUAUACGCAGAGGUGAAUUUGGGAAUCUAGGUCCCAAUGGUAAUUGCUGGCCUCAAAUGGCCUGCAUGGUACCUUCUUUUGAUGAUAAGUUCAACUGGGAAGGAGAUUUACCUCUGAAUUAUCCACAAAAGGAUCUUAUCAUAUACGAAAUGCAUGUGCGAGGUUUUACAAGGCAUGAAUCGAGCAUGACUGAAUUGCCUGGUACGUACCUUGGUUUGGUGGAGAAGCUUGAUCACUUGAAGGAACUUGGGAUCAACUGUAUAGAGUUAAUGCCAUGUCAUGAGUUUAAUGAACUGGAGUACUUUGGCUACAAUUCUGUCUUGGGUGACUACAAGGUAAAUUAUUGGGGGUAUUCGACUGUCAAUUUCUUUUCACCAAUGAUAAGAUAUUCAUCUGCUGGCACACGUAACUGUGGCCGUGAUGCAAUAAAUGAAGUCAAGUUUCUUGUUAAAGAAGCACAUAGACGUGGAAUUGAGGUGAUCAUGGAUGUUGUUUUCAAUCACACAGCUGAAGGGAAUGAAAAUGGUCCGAUUUUGUCUUUUAGAGGUGCUGACAACAGUGUCUAUUACAUGCUUGCACCUAAGGGAGAGUUUUAUAAUUAUUCAGGGUGUGGUAACACAUUCAAUUGCAACCAUCCUGUUGUGCGACAGUUCAUAGUAGAUUGCUUGAGAUAUUGGGUAACAGAGAUGCACGUGGAUGGGUUCCGCUUCGAUCUUGCUUCUAUUAUGACCAGGGGUACCAGUCUCUGGGAUUCAACUAAUGUAUACGGGAGUGUGAUAGAAGGUGACCUGUUGACAACUGGAACCCCUCUCGCUAGUCCUCCAUUGAUUGACAUGAUUAGUAAUGACCCAAUACUUCAUGGAGUGAAGCUGAUAGCUGAAGCUUGGGAUGCAGGAGGCUUGUACCAACUUGGCAUGUUUCCUCAGUGGGGUAAUUGGUCAGAAUGGAAUGGGAAGUAUCGUGACACAGUGCGGCAGUUUAUCAAGGGUACAGAUGGCUUUUCUGGGGCUAUGGCCAAAUGCCUUUGUGGGAGCCCUAAUUUGUACCAGGAAGGGGGAGGAAGACCAUGGAACAGCAUCAAUUUUAUUUGUGCACACGAUGGCUUUACUUUAGCUGAUUUAGUAACCUAUAACAACAAACAUAACCUGGCAAAUGGAGAAGACAACAAUGACGGAGAGAAUCAUAAUAAUAGCUGGAACUGUGGACAGGAGGGAGAAUUCGCAAGCAUUUCAGUGAGAAAACUGAGGAAACGUCAAAUGCGGAAUUUUUUCGUCUGCCUCAUGGUUUCCCAAGGUGUUCCGAUGAUAUAUAUGGGUGAUGAAUAUGGUCAUACAAAAGGGGGUAACAACAACACAUAUUGCCAUGAUAAUUAUAUUAAUUACUUCCGGUGGGAUAAGAAGGAAGAGUCUUCAUCGGAUUUUUUCAGAUUUUGCUGUCUUAUGACCAAAUUCCGCCAGGAAUGUGAGUCACUUGGUUUGAAUUACUUCCCAACAGCAGAGAGGCUGCAGUGGCAUGGUCUUGCUCCUGGGGUGCCAGACUGGUCUGAAACUAGCCGCUUUGUGGCCUUUACUCUGGUUGACUCGGUGAAGAGAGAGAUCUACAUUGCCUUCAACGCCAGUCAUUUACCAGUGAAUGUAUCACUGCCAGAGAGGCAUGGAUACAGAUGGGAACCCUUGGUAGACACCAGCAAGCCUUCACCCUUUGACUUCCUGUCUAGUGACGUCCCACAAAGAGAUAUUGCAGUUAAACAGUAUGCUCACUUUCUUGACGCCAAUUUAUACCCGAUGCUAAGUUAUUCUUCAAUCAUCCUAUUGCUCGCCCCAGUCGAAGAUGCUUAGCUGAGCACAGGUGCCAAUGUAGCUCAAAGUACCACUGUCUGAUAUCGCUGCAAAAUAAAUUAGUGCACCCCUCUAUAAUUUAGCAACACUAGGAGUCUGAAUAAAAUCACAAAGAUGCGGUACAUAAAAGAGUUGCAGGUGAAGAUCUUAUGGAAAUAGGUCGCACCAUUGUUGAAAACGGGGAAUGAAAAUCAUCAUCAGGUUCUGCACUCUAGAACAAUAAAGAUGAAUAAAUCUUGUUCACUUGUAAAUUGUCGUGUAGAAGCUCAUGUAGCAAGACAUUGUACACUCCUCUUACAAUCCAUCCUUAUUUUAGCUGCCUCCAUUAUAAUUG